AUGUUAACAGGUGUUGAGAGUGUAAAAGAAGGCAUAAAUUUGUGCAAUGAGGUAACAUCUAUUUUAAAAUCCGCAGGUUUUGAUCUUCAAAAGUGGGCUUCUAAUAGUCAAGAGAUCUUAGAUCAUGGGAAGACAAGCUCAUCUACAUCUACAGUGUUAUUUGGUGAAAGAGGUCAAACAAAAACUCUUGGAUUGUAUUGGUCAUGUGAACAAGAUUUUUUAAUGUAUCAAAUUGAUGUCAGUGAUGUAUCAAAACAUGUAACCAAGAGAACAGUACUUUCUGUGAUUGCAAAACUGUAUGAUCCUCUUGGACUUGUUAGUCCAUGUCUUAUAAUCGCAAAAAUUAUAAUGCAGAGAUUGUGGUUGCCUUUGGAGUUGGCCUCUAAGUGGAACAAAUUUAAAUCUGAGUUAUUAGUAUUAAAUGAAUUGAAGGUUCCCAGGCAUAUAUUGGGUACCUAUUGUAUUGAGAUUCAAAUCCAUGGCUUCUCAGAUGCUAGUACUGAAGGCUAUGGGGCUUGUGUUUUUGUAAGAAGUGUAGAUCAUUGUGGUACGAUAAGUGUACAUUUAGUUUGUGGUAAGAGUAAGGUGGCACCACUCAAGGUUGUUACAAUUCCAAGAUUGGAACUUUGUGCCGCACUCCUUCUAGCGAAGUUAGUGGAAAAGGUGCGUUCCACUCUUACAGUCACUGUCAACUCAUGUUUUCUGUGGAGAGACUCAACUGUAGCUCUAAGUUGGAUUCAUACUCCUCCUAACACAUUACAAACCUUUGUUGGCAACAGAGUGACUCAAAUCCAGGCACUUACUUCAUCAUCUGACUGGCGUCAUAUCCGUAGUGCGAGCAAUCCAGCAGACCUAUUGUCCAGAGGUGUUUAUCCUAGUCAAAUGCAGAGUUCAGAUCUAUGGUGGAAUGGUCCGCCAUGGCUCUCUUUCCCUCAGUGUUCGUGGCCCAAAUCUGAUUUUCAACCUCAAAUUAAUUUACCAGAUUUGAAAAAACAAAUUAGUGUCUUUAAGGUCGAGUUUGGGGCCCCUUUUUCCAUUUGCAAGAUUUUUGCGGUUGUCUAA
Molecule: messenger RNA, 1062 nt
Organism: Anthonomus grandis grandis
Lineage: Eukaryota; Metazoa; Arthropoda; Insecta; Coleoptera; Curculionidae
Exons: 1
Coding region: 1-1062 (353 amino acids)
Source: RefSeq, a predicted model, not a curated record